Messenger RNA from Maniola jurtina (meadow brown), 770 nucleotides. Its product is annotated as pre-rRNA-processing protein esf2-like. The record is from RefSeq and is a predicted model, not a curated record. Gene Ontology annotation, cellular component: nucleolus. Gene Ontology annotation, molecular function: RNA binding. NCBI's taxonomy places the organism in Eukaryota, Metazoa, Arthropoda, Insecta, Lepidoptera, Nymphalidae. The coding region runs from base 119 to 703 and encodes 194 amino acids. The transcript has 2 exons. Gene Ontology annotation, biological process: endonucleolytic cleavage to generate mature 5'-end of SSU-rRNA from (SSU-rRNA, 5.8S rRNA, LSU-rRNA); small-subunit processome assembly; endonucleolytic cleavage in 5'-ETS of tricistronic rRNA transcript (SSU-rRNA, 5.8S rRNA, LSU-rRNA).
CAUUAAAUGUCAAAGUCAUGCUUUUUUCGAAGGUUAUGUUUUGGUUAUUUUAUUAGUUGAAAAAAUAUUAGUAAAACUUCCUCCAAGGAGUUUUGAUUCUACUGCGCUGUGAUAAGUAAUGCCAAUAUCUGAAAAUCCUGACAUGGACCGGGUACCUGACAAUGGUUCCGAUUGCUAUUCAAAUGAUGAAAAUAACAUUAACGAUGAUGUAUCAGACUCUGGUCAAGGAAACUCGAAGAAAUCGAGGAAGCGUGGAAUCAUCUAUCUAUCAACAAUUCCUCCUUACAUGAAUGUAGCCAAGAUAAGGGAAAUAUUCAGUCAAUAUGGAGAUGUUGGGAGAAUUUACUUACAAUCAAGUUCUAAACCAGGCGAGAAAAGAAAGAUGCGAAAACCAAAUUUAUUUACAGAAGGCUGGGUAGAGUUUGAAAAAAAAAGUGUUGCAAAAUCAGUUGCAUCAAAUUUAAAUAACACAAAAAUCGGUACAAGAAAAAGGUCUCGUUAUUAUGACAUGAUAUGGAAUAUCAAGUAUAUUCCAAGAUUCAAAUGGAUACAUUUGAGUGAGCGACUAACAUACGAAAGGGCUGCAAUGAAACAACGGCUCCAAGCUGAAAUAUCUCAAGCUAAGAAAGAGGCACAUUAUUUGCAAACUAAUGUUGAGAAGAGUAAGAAAUUGAAAAAGAGAAAAAGCUUAGGAAGUGAAUGAGUUAUAAGUUCUAAUAUCAGGACUGUAAUUUUUUUUAGUUUGAAUAAAUGCUGUUUACAUUUUGGGA